Ipomoea triloba (trilobed morning glory) is the source of this 1786-nucleotide messenger RNA. RefSeq names its product protein DETOXIFICATION 14-like. The transcript is spliced from 6 exons. The coding region runs from base 39 to 1511 and encodes 490 amino acids. NCBI's taxonomy places the organism in Eukaryota, Viridiplantae, Streptophyta, Magnoliopsida, Solanales, Convolvulaceae. Gene Ontology annotation, molecular function: antiporter activity; xenobiotic transmembrane transporter activity. Gene Ontology annotation, biological process: xenobiotic detoxification by transmembrane export across the plasma membrane. The record is from RefSeq and is a predicted model, not a curated record. Gene Ontology annotation, cellular component: membrane.
CAACCUGUUUGUAUAAAUGAAAGGCAACAAAGGGGGUGAUGGAAGGAGAAGAGGCGCUGCUUCAAGAAAACACAGAAAGGGCAGCCAUGGCGGAAGAGGCGCUACUUCCACCGCCGGAGGCGGGUAGCAAGGGUUUCGUGGGAGAGCUGAAAGAUGUAAGUCACAUAGCCCUGCCAAUGAUUAUCGUGACAGUGUCGCAGUAUCUCCUGCGCACUUCUCCCAUGCUAAUGUUAGGGCAUCUCGGCGAGCUCCCGCUCUCCAGCGCCUCCAUCGCCACUUCUCUCUGCAACGUCACCGGCUACAGCCUUCUCUUUGGAAUGUCCAGCGCGCUGGAGACGCUGUGCGGGCAGGCAUACGGAGCAGGACAGUAUCGAAAACUAGGAGCGUUUACCUACGGCGCCAUUCUCUGUCUCUUCCUGGUUUGUAUUCCUGUGUUGAUACUCUGGAUUUUCGCCGGAAAAUUGCUCAUAUUAAUCGGUCAAGAUCCUUCGAUCGCGGCGGAGGCCGGAAAGUACGCGAUUUGGUUGAUUCCGACGCUGUUUCCUUACGCGAUUCUCCAGUCUCUGGUUCGCUACCUGCAAACUCAGAGCCUGAUCUUUCCAAUGAUGUGGACCGCCGUCGCAGCUCUCGGCGUCCAGCUCCCGAUUUGCUGGGCUUUCGUCUUCAAGCUCAACUUAGGGAGCGCCGGAGCCGCCUUAUCAAUCGGCGUUUCUUAUUGGUUUAAUGUCAUUUUGAUUCUGAUUUAUGUCAAGUACUCGUCAACCUGCAAGAAAAGCCAUACAUCUCUUUCUAGAGAGGUUUACUCAACUAUGGGGGAGUUCUUUCGCUUUGCUGUCCCCUCUGCUGUAAUGGUCUGUUUGGAAUGGUGGUCAUUUGAGCUGAUUGUGCUGUUAUCUGGGAUCUUGCCAAAUCCAAAACUGGAGACUUCUGUGCUAGCUAUAUGCUUUACUACCACUUCAGUUCACUACCACAUUCCCUACUCUUUUGGUGCUGCUGCAAGUGUUCGAAUUUCGAAUGCGCUGGGAGGUGGGAAGCCACAGGCAGCAAGAGUUGCACUCUCUGCUGUCCUGAUCCUAUCAGUUACAGAGGUUUUACUUGCCAGUAUAACCAUAUUUUGCUGCCGUUAUGUAUGGGGAUAUGUGUUUACCUAUGAGCAAGAAGUGAUCACUUACAUUAAAGACAUCACACCUCUUCUCUGCCUCUCAAUCAUCUUGGAUGGUACACAAGCAGUCCUGUCCGGGGUUGCCAGAGGCACUGGGUGGCAACACAUAGGAGCAUAUGUAAACCUAGGAUCAUAUUACCUGGUUGGCAUUCCUGUGGCUCUGCUACUUGGAUUUGUGUUGCACCUGAGAGGAGAAGGCCUGUGGAGUGGUUUGGUUGCCGGAGCAUUCGUGCAGUCCAUCGCGCUUUCUCUUAUCACAGGCUUCACAAACUGGGAAAAACAGGCAGUAAAAGCAAGGCAGAGGAUGUUUGAUGAGCAAAUGCUGCCUCAGAAUGAGUUUCUUGAAUAAACGAUUGUGCAGCCUACAACACAAUUUAUCACUUAAGAACUAAUUGAACUGUUCGGGUUGCUACUACAUUUUGAUUUUUAUGCAGUGAAUUGUACAAUAUUUUUGGUUAAUUUAUUGAAGUGAUUGGGGAUAGAGAUGAGCAUUUGUCGCCAUAAAUGCUACGAUUUCAACAGAUCUUGUGAUGUGUAACUUCACCAUUACUCAUCUUUGUCCCACCACACCUAAUAUUUUGAUCAAAUGACCAAAUUAAAUUUCAAUAAUAUUCUGUUCUGUCA